GGUUCAGUAAACUUUGAGAACGAAGUGACGGUCGAUAGUUCUGAGACAGUUCGAGUCGGGACUCGGCGCUGAUCGCGGACAUCGUUUGUUCUCUAUUGGAAACGGAAUAUUGCUCUUUAUACGCGAUUCUCAUUCCGAUUCACGAAAUUCAUGUGCAGUUUGAAUUUCCCCGAGUCACCCCUCCUCGUUUCCGAUGCUGGCAGCUCGACGUAUUUCCUCUUUGCAUAAAGGAGCUUUCUCCGUCUACACCCACAUUUGAGAAUCCGAGGUUUAGCACAGCACUUACGCACUUUACUAUUAGCCUCAACAGAGAGCUCCGAAUAAAGCCGACUACAUUUGUCGCGAAUUUAUUAUUCCUCAGGCGACAAUGGCUCAGCUGAAAGUAGCCAUUAUUGGGCAGAGCAAUUUUGCGGCUGAAGUUUACAAGCUUUUGCGACAAGAUGGUCACAAGAUAACCGGAGUUUUCACGAUUCCGGACAAGGGGAAUCGCGAGGAUCCUCUGGCAAGCACCGCGAAAGCCGACAACACUCCGGUUUUCAAGAUCAAGGCAUGGCGCAGCAAAGGAGUACCUUUGCCCGAGAUAUUGGCACUUUAUAAAGGCAUCGAAGUCGAUCUCAAUGUUCUCCCGUUCUGCAGUCAGUUUAUACCGAUGGAAGUGAUUGAUCAUCCUCGUCAUCGUAGUAUUUGCUACCAUCCAUCGAUACUGCCUCGUCAUCGUGGAGCAAGCGCUAUAAGCUGGACUCUUAUCGAAGGUGACAAGCAAGCGGGGUUCUCGAUAUUCUGGGCCGACGACGGGCUCGACACGGGGCCGAUACUUUUACAAAAGUCAUGUCCCGUCAAGCCGAACGACACACUCGACAGUUUGUACAACAAUUUUCUGUAUCCCGAGGGGAUAAAAGCGAUGGGAGAAGCCGUGAACCUCGUGGCGAAAGGCACAGCUCCGAAAAUAAUUCAACCGAGUGAAGGAGCGACCUACGAUCCGUUGUUAAAUAAAGCGGAAUUGCAACGUCUUGACGUAACGAAGAAUUGCGAGGGAGUGCACAAUUUCAUUCGUGCCUUCGACAGUACACCGGGUGCGUGGACAUUAUUGAACGGCGAACAAGUUCGGCUGUUUGCUUCGAGUAUAUGGGACGAUAAGAAACCGGAAGGUGACGCGGUCGAUGUGGAUGGUAGAUCGGGAGUAAUCCACGAGUCCGGCCUCCUCAUCGAAUGCGCGGAUGGCAAGUUCGUCAAUGUCGAAAGACUUAAGAUCGGUAACCGAAUGAUCGCUGCCUCUAAAUACGGAAAAGCAAACGAGGCUACGUCCAAUAUCGUCUUCACCGAGGACGAAAAAAAAUCCGUCGAAAUUAUCAGAGACAUUUGGAAAAAUAUCAUCAACGUCGAUGUCGAGGACGAUACGGACUUUUUUGCGUGUGGUGCUGGAAGUAUGGACGUUGUCAGGAUGGUUGAAGAAAUCAGAGAGCUGUUGGAUAUAACGAUGCAAAACACGGAUGUUUUUAUGGCCCCGAGUUUUUUGGAAUUCGUCACAUCGGUCAUCGUAACCGGUCGCGGAUCAUCGGCUUCGGGAAGGGAGGCGAAGUACGAAGCUGUUGAGGUACGAACGAACAACAUGGAUCUACGAUUCCCCAAGCAACUUUUCAUCGACGGCGAAUUUGUGAAUGGAGAGGCGGAGCCAAUAGCUUCGAUCGAUCCUCACGACGAACACGUGAUCUGCGAGGUACAGAGCGCCUCUGCGAAUGACGUAGAUCGUGCUGUAAGAGCUGCCAAGAAAGCUUUCGAAGAAGGUGAAUGGAGCAAAAUAAGCGCCAGGGACAGGGGUGCAUUGCUCUUCAAAUUAGCCGAUUUGAUGGAAGAGCAUAAAGAAGAAUUGGCGACGAUCGAAAGUAUCGACUCGGGCGCAGUGUACACAUUGGCGUUAAAAACCCACGUGGGAAUGUCGAUCGAAACGUGGCGGUAUUUCGCUGGCUGGUGCGACAAAAUUCAGGGCUCGACGAUACCGAUAUCACACGCGAGACCGAACCGUAAUUUGACGUUCACGCGAAAGGAGCCAAUCGGAGUUUGCGGUCUCGUAACGCCCUGGAACUAUCCGUUGAUGAUGUUGUCAUGGAAAAUGGCGGCUUGUCUAACAGCCGGAAACACAGUGGUGAUGAAACCUUCCCAAUGUUCGCCACUCACAGCUCUCAAGUUUGCCGAACUUACGCUCAAAGCUGGCAUCCCGAAAGGAGUGAUAAACAUCGUACCAGGGAGUGGCUCAGUUGCCGGUAUGGCAAUCGUUAAUCAUCCUUUGAUAAGAAAACUCGGAUUUACCGGAUCCACUGAAAUCGGCCAAGUUAUCAUGAAGAACUGUGCCGACAGUAAUCUUAAAAAAGUCUCAUUGGAGCUUGGCGGUAAAAGUCCACUCGUUAUCUUCGAGGAUGCUGAUAUUCAACAAGCGGUCAGACUCGGCAUGGGCGGUGUAUUUUUCAACAAGGGCGAAAAUUGCAUUGCUGCUGGUCGCUUGUUCGUAGAGGAGAGUAUUCACGACGAGUUCGUGAGACGAGUCGUGGAAGAAGUAAAAAAAUUGAAAAUCGGUAAUCCACUGGACCGUAAGACCUCGCACGGGCCACAAAACCACAGAAGGCAUAUGGAAAAGUUGUUGGAUUACGUGAGUCGUGGUGUUGAGGAAGGAGCAACAUUGGUUCACGGUGGAAAGCGUUUGGGCACAUCCGGUUGGUAUUUUGAGCCGACGAUAUUUACCGACGUUAAGGACGACAUGUACAUCGCUAAGGAAGAAUCGUUCGGUCCAAUAAUGAUAAUAUCCAAGUUUAAAUCGAGCAAUUUCGAGUCAAUGAUAUCACGUGCGAACAACACAGAAUUUGGUUUAGCUUCUGGAAUCCUCACCAAAGAUAUUAGCAGAGCAAUGAGAUUCGCUGAGAAAAUCGAUGCCGGCACUGUUUUCAUCAACACCUAUAAUAAAACGGACGUCGCAGCACCUUUCGGCGGUUUCAAACAAUCCGGAUUUGGCAAAGACCUCGGACAGGAGGCUCUCAACGAAUAUCUCAAAACGAAAACUGUCACAAUCGAGUACUGAUUCAUCGCGCGAUCUGUUCAUUUAUUUAUCAAAUUUUCUUCUCAUUCGAAUCAUUUUGUAUAUUCAUAGUUUGCAAAUCAUAAUUAUUUUGUACUCACCAAGCACGCUCGCGGGAAACUAGCCGUUUUCAAUAAGUUUAUAUCUCAUCGGUGGUUAAUUGUAACGAAAAAUCUUUGAAAAAGCGUUUCUGUCACAAUUUUCCGAUCUAAACGUCCGUAUCGCGGCUAUCGAAUGAUUUUACGUUUUGUAUGCGCGGCAUAAAAAUGUAUCUCAAUUCGUUGCAAUUCCAAUGGCGUAUCUCCGAAUAUUUAUAUUUUUUUUACGAAAAUGGAUUGAUUGGCCGAUAAGUAUUUUUUUAAACUGCUCUUGGUAUAAUUGAAUAAAUAUUUUCGUAAUAUAACGAAUAAAAGCUGGAGUGAUUUUCAAACUGGUACGUUAUUAUACUGAUUUUCCACGAACAACUCCACCAAGAUUCUCGCAUACGUAAUCGAACAGUGUGUCGAUCUCCAAGAAGAUGUAGCGAAAUGAAAAAACGUCUCCCACGCAUGCCGAGCGUACGUAAACACAUUUGCUGUUACGUAUCUCUGGGCCGAGAGCUCAGAGGGCACUCGUAUGAGAAGAAAAAAAAUUGUGUUUCUUUUUCGCACUACUGUCGAGUUUAUAGAGGAUGAUUCAAAAAGAGUAGUUCGCAGGGGGAGUAAUUUUGAACGGUAUGAAAAUAAGAUGACUCAUUAAUCGGUUUCAA
Venturia canescens is the source of this 3815-nucleotide messenger RNA. RefSeq names its product cytosolic 10-formyltetrahydrofolate dehydrogenase. Gene Ontology annotation, cellular component: cytoplasm. Bases 368 to 3070 code for a protein of 900 amino acids. The transcript is spliced from 8 exons. The record is from RefSeq and is a predicted model, not a curated record. Gene Ontology annotation, molecular function: aldehyde dehydrogenase (NAD+) activity; formyltetrahydrofolate dehydrogenase activity. Gene Ontology annotation, biological process: biosynthetic process; one-carbon metabolic process; 10-formyltetrahydrofolate catabolic process. NCBI's taxonomy places the organism in Eukaryota, Metazoa, Arthropoda, Insecta, Hymenoptera, Ichneumonidae.